This is a messenger RNA of Theobroma cacao (cacao), 1645 nucleotides long. RefSeq names its product glucose-6-phosphate/phosphate translocator 2 (gene GPT2). Gene Ontology annotation, molecular function: transmembrane transporter activity. NCBI's taxonomy places the organism in Eukaryota, Viridiplantae, Streptophyta, Magnoliopsida, Malvales, Malvaceae. The record is from RefSeq and is a predicted model, not a curated record. Gene Ontology annotation, cellular component: membrane. Gene Ontology annotation, biological process: transmembrane transport.
AUACAGUCAUCUUAUUUCCUCUGCUCUCCUCUGUUCUCCCCUAUAAAAUCCCCUCUCUUCUCUGCCACUCUUUUCUCCGCAAGACAAACCUUUCCUUUCCUUCUUGUAUUCUCUUACCUUAUUCUCUCCUCUAGUUAAACUCAAUUCUCUUGCAUUCAUAUUUGAAACUCUGCAUUGUGUUUCUUUAAAAAAAAACCAUGAUUUCUUCAAUAAAACACUCCACAUCUGCUUUCAAUUCCACAAGUUUCUUUUCCAAGAAACGUUCAAUCACCAGGCCACAAUUCUCCCCAUUACCCGUUAUCAAGAACGUCCAUAAUGGCUUCCCCAACCAAUCUUGCUCUUAUCAAAAACCUCUGCACGUUGCCGCCAUUGAGAAUCUUGCAAUAUUGAAAAAAACCCAGCAGAGGAAAAUAGAGUGUCAGGCUUAUGAAGCUGACAGGUCUAGGCCUCUGGACAUAAAUAUUGAGUUACCAGAGAUAAAGAUUGGGAUUUACUUUGCUACUUGGUGGGCUUUGAAUGUGGUUUUCAAUAUAUAUAACAAGAAGGUUUUGAAUGUCUUUCCUUAUCCUUGGCUUACCUCUACUCUGUCUCUGGCCGCUGGCUCUCUUAUGAUGCUUAUAUCUUGGGUCACGAGGGUUGCUGAUGCUCCUAAGACCCAUUUUGAGUUUUGGAAGACCCUUUUCCCUGUUGCGGUGGCACAUACUAUAGGGCAUGUAGCAGCAACUGUGAGCAUGUCAAAAGUUGCAGUUUCAUUCACUCAUAUCAUUAAGAGUGGUGAACCUGCUUUCAGUGUUUUGGUUUCAAGAUUUCUGUUAGGGGAGGCAUUUCCAUUACCAGUUUACUUGUCACUCUUGCCAAUUAUUGGAGGUUGUGCACUUUCAGCAGCAACUGAGCUCAAUUUCAACAUGACUGGUUUCAUGGGGGCUAUGAUAUCCAAUUUAGCAUUCGUGUUUCGGAACAUUUUCUCAAAGAUAGGGAUGAAGGGGAAGUCUGUUAGUGGGAUGAACUACUACGCAUGUUUAUCAAUGUUGUCUCUAUUGAUUCUUACACCUUUUGCAAUUGCUGUUGAGGGUCCUCAGCUCUGGGCUGUUGGCUGGCAGAAGGCAGUCUCACAAAUUGGACCCAAUUUUGUAUGGUGGGUGGUAGCUCAGAGCGUCUUCUACCACUUGUAUAAUCAGGUUUCAUACAUGUCUUUGGAUCAAAUUUCUCCCUUAACAUUUAGCAUCGGAAAUACAAUGAAGCGAAUUUCGGUUAUAGUCUCCUCCAUUAUCAUCUUCCACACACCCGUCCAGCCGGUCAAUGCCAUUGGAGCUGCCGUUGCAAUCCUUGGAACCUUCCUUUAUUCACAGGCAAAGCAGUGAGAACAGUGAAGGGUUUGAAGAUUUUGGUGAACUGACCUAAACGAUAAAGAGAGGCUCAUGAGAUAACUUGGAAGGAAUUUAAGAUUGAUGUUGCGGAAUGGACUUUAUUUCGAUGUACCGCACGGUAUUCCCUCUUCAAAAUUGAAGCAACAGUUUUAUUAAUAGUCUUGUUACGUGCUGAUACUACCAACUAGUAAUUUUAUUUAAAUUUCUUUCAUUUUUGUAGGCCCUGCUAUAUGUUUUGAGCUAUAACAUAACCAUUAAUCUACUGAGUUUCAUGAUCA